AUGGCUCCAUCCGAGGAGGGUAACAACGCCGGAGUAACAGCCUCCGAUUCUCAACCCCAAGGCGACGGCCAGCGCAACAGAGGACGAGGCCGAGGCAAAGGAAAUCAAAACCGACGAGGUGGCCAACGGCGCGGUCGAGGCGGCAACAACGCCAACGUCCCCAACGUACCUGCCAACCCCGCUGCUCAAGAUGUAGCUGCUGCGGCGUCUCGCGCCCAUGCCAUGGCAGCUGGCAAAGCAGCUGAAGCUGCUGAAGACGAGGACGGCGAAGUGUGUUUCAUCUGCGCCAACCCUGUCGCUCAUCACUCGAUUGCACCCUGCAACCACACGACAUGUCAUAUCUGUGGACUACGCAUGAGAGCCCUUUAUAAGACAAAGGACUGUGCUCAUUGUCGUACCCCAGCUCCAUAUGUGAUUUUUACCGAUGAUCCCGAGAAGCGUUUCGAGGAAUAUUCCGAAAAAGACAUCUCCACUACCGACAGCAACAUCGGCAUCAAGUACACCAAAGAGGAUAUUGUUGGCGACACUGUACUCCUUCUACGAUACAACUGCCCCGAGCCGGAUUGCGAUUUCGCCGGUCUUGGCUGGCCCGAUCUGCACCGUCAUGUCAAAUCUGCCCAUCGCAAGCGCAUGUGCGAUCUAUGCACUCGUAACAAGAAGGUUUUCACGCACGAACAUGAGUUAUUUGCAGACAAGGAGCUAGAGAGACAUAUGCGUCAUGGAGACGACAAGCCUGGAGCGGCGGACCAGACGGGCUUCAAGGGACAUCCACUUUGUGGAUUCUGCGGGGAGCGCUUCUACGAUGACGACAAGCUGUAUGAGCACUGCAGAAUGAAGCAUGAGCGCUGUUUCAUUUGUGACAGACGAGAUUCGAGACAUCCUCACUACUAUGUCGACUACAACGCCCUGGAAGAGCAUUUCAAGAAGGACCACUACUUUUGCGGCGAUCGAGAAUGUAUGGAAAAGAAGUUUGUAGUCUUCGAGUCGGAAUUGGACUUGCAGGCUCAUCAGCUUAGCGAACACGGCGGUAAGGCGACAGGAAGAGAUGCGCGAGUUGUCAAUAUUUCAGGAUUCGAUAUCCGAACACCAUACCAGCAGGAGAGCCGAUCUGGCGGCGGCGGCAGCGGAAGAGAAGGCGGAGGACGUGGAGGCAGAGAUGGGCGAAGAGGAGGAAACAGAGGCCGGGACCCUAAUGCGGAACCGGUUCCUGUAAGCUCAGCCCAGCCUUUACGACGUGAUGAGAUUGCUUUCCAGCGACAGAUGGCCAUCCAUUCUGCACAAUCCGUCUCGAAUCGUACCUUCGGCGGAGGUCUUUCUGUCCCUUCUCCUACACCAGCUCAAGCCUCAUCGCAGGCUCGUGGCGGCAGCUCAUCGAACACUCCCCGUGCCAGUCAGACUAACCUUGCUAAUCCCAUCGAGUCUGCUACUGUUGAUCCAGCGAACCUCAGCCCCGAGGAGCGUGCUCGUCUUGUGCGCCAUGGUGCUGUUGUCGAGCGCGCCUCGAAUCUCCUUGGCAAUGAUUCCCAACGCAUGGCCACUUUCCGAAGCCACAUUUCUUCGUACCGACAAGGCGGCCUUACUGCACCACAGCUGAUCGACGCGUUCUUUACUCUCUUUGCCGACACCUCCUCAAACGCUCUUGGCACAAUGGUGCGAGAAGUUGCGGAUCUUUACGAGGACAAGAACAAAGCCGAUGCCCUUCGUAAAGCCUGGCAGGAUUGGCGGGCUAUCAACGAGGAUUACCCCAGCUUGCCUGGCCUGAGUGGCAUGCAUGGUGCAACCUCAGGUUCAAGUGGUUGGGCCUCCGCCGCAUCGGCCAACCCAGCUGUCCCAAAUGCAAAGGCUACCAAUAAGUACUCGAACCGCGUCCUCAAGCUGAAGAACAGCACGAGACUUGGUGGCCCUGCACCUGUCUCUUCGAGCGGUCCAUCAUCAUGGUCCGCUCGUCCCGCAGUUAACCCACCAUCAGCAUCCGCCUCCGCAUUCCCAUCCCUGCCAUCUACUGGCAAGUCGUCCUCUGCAUCCAGCUCUAACUGGACAGCUCCCGCUCCCUCUUCAUCACAAUCCACAGCUCUCAACCGUCCUCGUCCUGCUCCCCGUCCUACUGGCGAGGAUGCUUUCCCGGCUCUGCCCGCAGCGGCAAAACCCACGACCACGAUCUUCGGCUACGGCAACGGCCGCGCCGUACGACGUGACUAUGGAAGCCGUGAGACUGGCUUCCAGUGGGGUACCGGCAGUGGGCCGAGUACGCCGGCUGAUGAAGAGCCCGCUGAUGGUGAAGCGGGUGGUAAGAAGAAAGGAAACAAAAAGGGCAAGAAGGUCCUUGUGCAGUGGGGUUAG
Molecule: messenger RNA, 2340 nt
Organism: Fusarium coffeatum
Lineage: Eukaryota; Fungi; Ascomycota; Sordariomycetes; Hypocreales; Nectriaceae
Exons: 2
Coding region: 1-2340 (779 amino acids)
Biological process (GO): protein ubiquitination; rescue of stalled cytosolic ribosome
Molecular function (GO): ribosome binding; ubiquitin protein ligase activity
Source: RefSeq, a predicted model, not a curated record